Molecule: messenger RNA, 6167 nt
Organism: Python bivittatus (Burmese python)
Lineage: Eukaryota; Metazoa; Chordata; Lepidosauria; Squamata; Pythonidae
Gene: CLN8
Product: CLN8 transmembrane ER and ERGIC protein
Biological process (GO): lipid homeostasis; phospholipid metabolic process; nervous system development
Cellular component (GO): membrane; endoplasmic reticulum
Molecular function (GO): ceramide binding
Source: RefSeq, a predicted model, not a curated record
CCCCGAAGAGUGGAUGAAGCAAGAGGAAACGAGUGUGUGUCUGUUUCUGGGUGUGCGAGGGCGCUUCGCCUUCCGAGCGGACCCGGCCUUGCUUUGGGCUGGGUUGACACGGAGGAAGAGGACGACGGUAGGGGUGGGGGUUAAGCGCGUGACGGGGCGAGCACGUGCAAAAAGAAACUACACAGAAACCAGUUAGCAACCCAGAAAGAGUAGUUGCAAAGAGGAAGAAGCGACCGGCCGAGGCCUUUGUCUAAACCAGCGUGGUCCAUGACAAUGAGAAUUUGGUUGCUACUCAGUGCAUGGGCAAAUGUUCAAGGUUCUUAAGUGGACCUGACAAGCAUAUGAGACUGUCUCCCCAAACCUCCUCAACAUAAGUAGAAGAAAUGAAUCUUGAAAAUGAUGGGGCAACAUCUAGCUCUAUAUUUGCCUGGAAUUAUUUUCUGUGGGAAGUUCGUUUGGCACUAGUGGCCAGUGGCUUCUUUCUCUACUUGGGAAUAUUUUGUUUUUCACAUUUUUUAUCUUCAUGGAUGAGUAUCACUUACCGCUCAUUACCAGCGAAGGAGAAAGUCUUUUGGAAUCUGACUGCUACACGGGGCGUGUUCGGCAUUCAGAGUUGUGUGGCUGGCUUGUGGGCUUUAUUUCUAGAUCCAGUUUUUCAAGCUGACAGGGUUUAUUCCCAGCAGGACUGGAGUUGGUUCAGUUGCCUCAUAGCCUCUGGGUUCUUUUUGCUGGAAAAUGUAGCUGUUCAUGUCUCUAAUUUUGUAUUCAAAACAUUUGACUUAUUUGUAGUUGUUCAUCAUUUUCUUGCUUUUGGUGGUUUUUUGGGUCUGGUGACCAACAUAAAAUCUGGACAUUACAUACCUUUGAUGGGAAUGCUACUUGAGAUGAGCACACCUUUCACUUGCAUGUCUUGGAUGCUUUUAAAGGCUGGCUGGGCUAAUACUUUCUUUUGGAAGGCAAGUCAGUGGGUAAUGAUCCACAUGUUUCACUGCCGCAUGAUCCUUACCUACCACAUGUGGUGGGUGUGUCUUUCCAAUUGGAAUGCUGUGCUGGAAAAUCUGGGACUCUUACAUUUUAUUGUUGUAUUCACAGGAUUGAGUGCUGUUACUUUCAUACUUAAUCCCUACUGGACAUACAAAAAGACUCUUCAACUUUCUUGUCCUGUUGACUGGAAUUUUAGUGAGAGAACAGUGAAUAAUGGUUCAUCCAUGAAACUAAAUGGGAAAGCAUUCCAGAAAAAAGGGCUAUGAUACUGACUUGGGACCUGGUCAGAAAUAUAUAAUAAAGAUAGCUGGGAAUAUGAAGCUUUGCCUAUCAAGAGAUCUAGAUUACUAGUUUCUGGUAGUGUUACCAAAAUUAAAUAAUGGGAAUAUUAACCUCGUGUAAUAAAUGUUGCAGGGGAGUCCUGAAUGUUGGGCAUUCUUGGUCAUGUGUAGGAAUAUUCUGUAAACCAGCAAAAUGCAGGGAACAAACUGGUUGUUCUGUCUGACUUUAGAACCUGCAUUGCUGCUUCCAGGACUUGCUACUUUGAACAUGUUGGUUCUAGGACAGAUUACAGUCUAGAAAGGAUUCUAGGUCUUGUCUCAAAGAAUGACCAAGACAAGUGAUGCAUUCCUAUUUCCCAUCUAAACAAUUUAGAAUUGCACCAUCUUCCUGUAAUUCCUCUUCACAUAUAUAUGAAUCAGUGUCUAUGUAAAGUUUCCCACCUCCUCUAAUGAAUGCCAAAUGCCAGUCCAGUUUAACAUCAGUGCUAGAACAUGUAAAAUAUAAUUUAGCUUGGAGAGUAGCCGAACAUUCAAAACAUGGUCAUGACUUGGGUUAAACAUUUUAAAAAAAUGUUUCUUUCCAGUGUGCAGUAUUCUGUACUGAUUAGUAGAAAAGCCUGUAUACCUUAACAUUAUUCCAAAUACAUAACAAACUCAGGAAAGCUGCUGUUUUGUAAUUCCAUAAUGAGAAAUAUUGAAGGUGGUUGAGCUUUCAGCUUUUCCCAUCCUCACGUUUUGGACAGAUAAUUUAUAAAAUCCUAUUAAAACAAGUUCUGUUGUGUUAAUCCCAGGCCCUAAAAUCCAACAUCAGCUUGUAAUCUUAAAAUAGUUCUCAAAGCCCAUCACUUUAAAGGAAGCAACCCUAUAGCUGUUCCAGUACAUUAAAUAUUGUGUAGAGAUUGCUGAAACCUAGCCUUAACUUAGUAUUUCAAUGGAAAGUUGUUGAACACUGCCAUCUAAUGGCAGCUGUGAAAUAUAGUUACCCAUCUUAUUUUAAACAAGCACGCUAUAAAAUUACCUAGAAUAUGCACUAUCUGUAAAAGAUAAUACACUGAGUUUAUUUAUUCUUUUAAUAUAAGUAAUACAGAAUACAUGAGAAUCUGAGAUUAAUGUUAUAUUCAAGCUCAAUAUGCAAAAAUAUAAUUGAAGUACUGUUUGAAACAUAUCUUUCUCUGCCAAAUCCUGGUAAAAUUAGUGAAAUUAACUUAACUGAGGCAGUGGUAAGACUGUACAGAAUUUUACGGCUAAAGUUUUCUCCAAAUUCUCCUAGUUUUUCCCUGUUUGAGAAACAGAUAUUAAUCACAGUUGUGAAAGUUAGGCAUACAAGACAUUUGCUCUAGUCAUUACUUGGAAAGAAUAACAGUUCAGAGAGGCAAACUUUUGCAUUAAAAUGCCUGUAUAGAAACUUGCCUUGAACUUCUGUAGUUAACCUAUCAAUCAAAUCUUUGUUACGGUCAUAGACCAGCAUAAUAGUUAACCUAAGUUAAAGUAGUAGAAUCUUAAUUCAUCUUCCAGAUUCUUAGUUCUUGAUAUUUUGAAUUGUAGCAUAUUUCUAGCUAAAAUGUUAGUGGGAGCGAUGCCACUAAUUGACUUUUCUUGGCCGUUAUUUGCAUUAUUUUGAGUAGUAGCACACCGUGAGAUGAGAAAUUGAAAAUCUUCAUUCUGAAGAUGAUUGUGACCAUACUUACAGUUGUCUUAUGUCAAAAACAGACUCUGAAAAAGGCUACAUGUCAUUAAUACAGUUGGGGCAGAGAACAGGGUCAGAAUCCAAUCAGGGACAUUUUAGACUUAGUAGAAUGUUCUCAUUGGUACAUGAUUCCUGGUGGAGGAUAACCUGGCCAUCAUGAUUUUCUGCAUGAAGGGUUUAAUCACAUCUUCCUUGGGCUCUGGGCAAAAUGUAGGUCUUCCCAGUCAUAAUGGUGAGCAUUUCUCUAAUGAAAGAAGCAUAAGUAUUUGCUUGUGAUCCCUCAAAAGGUUAGUGAUACCCUUUUGAUACUGAAGUCAAAGUUUAGUGUUGUGACCAAGAGACUGUGGAUCACUUUCUAGACAGCAGAGGUUUGCUGGCUGCCUGUUUUUAAUCAAAGUAGCAAAGUUGCAGUUUGCACAAUAAAAAAUGUUUGUUAGCCAUUUGCACCUUGCAAAAACGGAAGCAAUCAAAUGGUAGACUGUCUGUUGGCCACUGGAAAAGUUGCAUACCUAUAGUAUCUAAUAUUUUCUUACAUUUCUGUUAAGUCUGAAAAACUUGCACUAUGUAUGAAAUAAUGUCUAAUGCUUGAUCUAGUAUCAUAGGAGUAAGUAAACAAUUUCAGAUAUAUUUGAUGUUUAACCCAUAGUUUAGGUGCAUGUGCAGUGGCUGCUGUUUUAAAAAAUGGGUUUAAUUUUUCCAGUUCACUUUUGCUAAUGUAUAGUUUUGGACCCUUAAGCUUGUCAGUCUUUAUUAUCUCAGUUGCCUAUUCUAAAUCAGAGUUUGGUUUAUGUUUUUUUUUUUUUUCCCGAUUAAGUCAGUACUGUGGUUUAGUUGAGAGUGCUGCUGCUAAUCUAGAUUUUGAUUAGAAUCCCUCUCUCUCCUGAAUAUGUCAGUUCUGUUCUGUUCCAGAAGCGAUCAGGCCACACAACCAUUACAUUUGAUUUAAUUUAAAUCUUGUUAAAAUUAUAUUCAAUUAAAAAGAUUACUUCUUAUGUAUAUGUAACAUGUGUGUAUGUAAUAGUUUAUUCCAUUGUCAUAUUCAGUAUUUGGUGGCAACCUUAGGGGCCUCGGGCACCACACCAAGGAAUGGAUGGGUGGAACUUGUGCAGUGUUGUGAUGUUAUGCAAUCUUGUGAUUGCAGGUUAUGCACUCCUGACUAAGAUGGUGAAGAUUUCUAUUACAAUGGUUCUGUGCUGCUUAGCACCGAAAUAAGUAGGUCCAAGUAAUAGAAAUGGGGAUUUUGCUGGGGCAGUUGGACAAAUUUGCACCAGAAACAAGAAAUCUGGUUUUUUUUCCCCCCUAACGGUAUUUUUUUAAAAAGUAGAAUGAUUGGGAUAGAGUAUCUUUUUUAAAAAGUAGAAUAGCUGAGAGAGAGCAUUUUUUAAAAAAGAAUAGUGGGCGUAGGGGAAUGAGCAUAGCUUGGGGAUCUGCGGUAGUCUAAUAAUAAAAUCACAUAUGUAAAUAAAUUUUCAUUUUUUUAUUCAAAUAUGAGAACUGAACUAGAUGUCAUACGGGAAAUGUGUUUCAGCCAUAUUUUGCUCUUAAUGCUAAGUAGUUUAGCCUUUUGUAAAUACAUCCUAGCAACCCCAAGUUGUUUUUCAUAGAAGUGAUCUUCAAAACAAGUUUCAGUAUGAAGAAAAGUCAUCAUAGGUACUUUGUAAUGAAGAAUAGUAAAGGGGGAGGGGAAAUCAAACACUCUUCUCUCUAAUUGCCCCAUGAGGUAUUAUAAAAUGUAAUUUACAACUUUCCCACCUGGAUAAUACUGAUAAAGCUGAAUAUGAGACAGUUUACCUGUUGUAUUGCCAUGCUUUUAUUCUUCCCUACGUCUCCUGAUGCAGUUAACAACCAAAAAUUAUGUCGUUUAUAUUCAUCCUGCCAAGUUAUGUAUCAUCUGCAAAUGGAGGAUAGCUGCUUCCUAAAAAUAAGAAUGUUAUUUUUAAAGUAAUUUAUGCAGCAAAUGUAUUUGAUAUUUUUUUUCUUGCUCCUCCAUAGUUGAUUGCGCUAAUAAAUCUAUUGCCGAGGAAGGAAUGCUCUCUUUCAGUGUUGCUGAAUGUAGUUUAUGUUUCAUUGUACUGUCUAGUUUGUUUCAAUCAAUGUAAUUUAUGUUUCAUUGUACAUACUUUCCAAAUCUGUCAAUGUGCUCACCAUCAUUCUAUAUGUAUUUAAUUCCUAAAUACGUUGCAUUCAUGGUUUGCACUAAGUAAAAAAAAUUAGGCUGACCAUAGCUCCUGGAAUUGGAUAACAGACUACUUACUCUUCUUCCGUGAUCUAUUUAUGACAGCCUUACCAACCUGGUAUGGUCCAGUUAUAUUAUGACUGUAAAUCCCACACCAUGUGGCCUGAGUACAAACAUUGUAUUUCCACACUGGACUGUUUGGGAAAACAAGCAACAAAGUUCUCAGUUCACCAUGUAAGGAGCUUCAGCAGUUCUUUUUAACUGCUUCUCCUGGCAAAGGAAAGCCAGCUAUCAAGUUCAAACCAAAAUUCUGGGAACUAUUGGCUUACAGUAAGGAUGUGGCAUGUCAAGAAUAGCAUACGUGGGUGGAGCUGGGACCUAUUUGGGGAAGGGGUUCAGAAGUUUUAAGAGAAAUUUUUCUCCUUAACACCCCCUCCCAUGUAAAUAGCCAAAAUCUUUAAUAUCACCCACAUGGCGGGGCUUUGAGGAUUGCAAAAUGCAUGCCGAUGGGUUUUCAUGUCCCAGCAACAGUUUUCAUGUCCCUGUGUAGCUUAUAAAGCAGUAUGUGAACACACUCAUUGUGUCCAGAGGAGCUCCUUCCCCAUAGAAAUCCACUUUGGCACUUAUUUUAAUCUCUAAGUAUUAUGCGAAGACCUUUUUAUUUUAUUUCUCCAGACCUUUUAAGUCUUCAUCAUUUAGAAACUGCAUUAAAAAUUAAAAUCUAUAUUACUUUCUAUUUUUAGUAUAGUGGUUUAUUUCUGAUAAGUGUUGCUUCCCUGUAUUAAAAAAUAUAAUUGUUAUAAACUUCUAGAUCUCUGAUUUAAAAUGAUUUAUUUUGAUUUCAUAAUUCAGUAUUUUGUUUUACUCAAUUGUUCCAUUGAAGCUGUGAUUUUUAAAACUUAUUCCCUAUACUAACCAGACAAGUACAGCAUUAUUGCCUUAAAUAUUUUGUCAGUGGUAUGCUAGCUUCAAUUAAUCUAUGUUAAAUCAAUAACCAUGCAGUAUCAGACCAAGAUUAAAUUAAUGCAGAAUACUGGGA